Molecule: messenger RNA, 746 nt
Organism: Camelina sativa (false flax)
Lineage: Eukaryota; Viridiplantae; Streptophyta; Magnoliopsida; Brassicales; Brassicaceae
Product: mediator of RNA polymerase II transcription subunit 21
Biological process (GO): regulation of transcription by RNA polymerase II
Cellular component (GO): mediator complex
Molecular function (GO): transcription coregulator activity
Source: RefSeq, a predicted model, not a curated record
AAGUCACGGGCGAUUCUUUGUCGUCGUCCAACACUUUCCUCUUCGUCGCCGGAGAAAUCUUGUCGACGGGUAAGUCUCUUCCUUAAAUCCAUUACUCCGGCGAUCGCAUCGGAGAAGUAUUUGGACUUGAGUACCAAUUUUGGUUAAUGCUCUUGUCGUUGAAGGUAUUUUGAAGAUGGAUAUAAUCUCACAGUUGCAAGAACAAGUGAAUUCGAUUGCUGCAAUCACUUUCAAUGCUUUUGGGACACUCCAAAGGGAUGCACCUCCUGUCCAGCUUUCACCUAAUUAUCCUGAACCACCUGCUGCUGCAACCACGGUUACUGAUGAUGCUACCCCUUUUCCUGAGCAACCUAAGCAGCUUAGUGCCGGUUUAGUUAAGGCUGCUAAACAGUUUGAUGCUUUGGUUGCUGCACUUCCCUUGUCAGAAGGUGGUGAAGAAGCUCAGCUCAAAAGAAUCGCUGAACUCCAGGUGGAGAAUGAUCUUAUUGGUCAAGAACUCCAGAAGCAACUUGAGGCUGCAGAGAAGGAGCUAAAGCAAGUCCAAGAGCUGUUUGGACAAGCUGCAGAUAACUGUCUGAACAUGAAGAAACCUGAAUGAAAUGAUUGACCUUUAUGUCAAGCUGACUCAGAAAUAAUAUGAUCUGGUUCAGCAACAAUUAGUUUUUAGGUUGAGAAUGAAUAUCAAUUCGGAUUUGGAUCACCAAAAACAUUGUUGCGGAAUCAAUUACAAAAAUGUUAUUUAGCUC